AUGGCAUCGCACUCCCACUCUUCGGGUUCCAAUAACCUACUUUACGCUGUAUACGUUUCGGAAUUAUCGAAGACCAAACAUCUUUCUCGUCCUCCAAGAAUAAGGGGCCCACUUCUAAAGUCUGAAGAAAUAUCCGAUCUUAGGCAAAUUCACAAGAACUCCCAUGACAAAACUACAGUACACGGCGUUUCCACUUGCAGUGUCCUAGCUGAGGAACUCAUGGCGAUACAAAUAUCGGGUUUGCGCAAUACCGCAUCCCAAACCGUGGCACAUAGGCAACGAUUUCUGAAUCUUUGCCACGCACCACCUGUCAUUUGA
This is a messenger RNA of Paracoccidioides lutzii Pb01, 318 nucleotides long. RefSeq lists its product as hypothetical. The transcript has a single exon. The record is from RefSeq and is a predicted model, not a curated record. Bases 1 to 318 code for a protein of 105 amino acids.